AUGGAGUCGGUCAUUGAGAGCCAGAGAACUUUGCACGAAGAAAGAGAACGAUGUUUAGAUGUUAUAGUUAAAGAAUUUAUGGCCGAAAAGAAAACAGUAAGUUAUUUGUUAUUGUUUGUUUUUAGUUGUUUUACAGUAAGGAAUGUAGAUGUAAAUGUUGGAAGUAUCAGUUAUUGGUCAUUUAAAACGUUAAUUUUAGCAAAGGGAACGUGUAAAUUCGGACCAACGAUGUAAGUCAUUGUUUGAAAGAUUCAACAAUGCUUCAGAACAACUUAUUGACAGCUACAAAGAUGAGACUGGUGAGAGAGUCAGAGAAAUCGAUCAGCUUGGUGGCCCAAAUGAGUUUGCCGAGUUUUAUUCACGUUUGAAGCUGUUGAAGGAGGUACACAGGAGGAAUCCGGAUGAAGAAGCCAGUUGCUUGACUUUGGAGUUCGAAAAGAAGAUUCAAUUUAUUCAGAAUCCGGACAGAGUCGAAAAAGAAGUUGUCAAAUUUUCGGAUGAAGAAGGUUACGGCAAGUAUGUUGACAUGCAUUUGUUGUUCGAACAGUACAGAAACCUCAAAAGUGUUAAUGUAAGUGUUACUUGAAGUUGUUUUUUAUUAUUUUUUUUAGUUUGAUUAUAUAAACAUUUUAUUUGUGAUAUAUUAAGUAUUAGUUGAGGUGAAAGCGAUAUUUUCAACUGAAUUAUGUCAUUUUAGAAAUCAGACUACAUUACCUUUUUGGAUAAGUUUGACAGAUUUGAAGAAAUUUCAAAAGUUCCAACGAAGAAGACUGGAGCUUACAAAGAAUACCUCAAUAAGCUAAUGGAGUAUAUCUUGGACUUUAUCUCAAGAGCUAAGCCAUUGACAAACGUUGAUGGAAUAAGGAAAAAGGCGGAAGUUGUAAGUAUUUUACUUUUCUACUGUGAUUUUUAAUGUUUUGUUUUGCAUCUUAAUAGGUUUUAAAAAAUUUAGAAACCUUUGCUUUGUAUAAAAGUGUUUUUUCUAUAAAAUAUGAAAUAUAAUAAUUGUUUUAGGAGUUUGAGGCUUUGUGGAAAGAUGACAAGGUGGAGGGAUGGUCUAAAGAAAAGAGUGGCGCUUUGAGCAAUGUUGGAGUACCAUUAGAUUUGGCUGAUUUUGAGUCGGUAGAACAAAUUGAAGCCCUUGGAGGUGACAGGAUAAAGUCAGCGUUGGUUGCGGUCGGCCUUAAAUGCGGAGGGUAGGUUUGGAUAUGUUCUUGUAACACUUUAUGCUAUUAAAAUUUGUUAAAUUGUGGUUUAGGUAUGACAUUUUAUAUAAACUUUUCUGCAUUAUAAUGAAAUUUAAUUUUGUUUAUGUGUGCAAUUUAUAAACAACAUUGCUGUAUGGUAUCGUUUAAUUAAGCUUUGACAUUUUAGAACACCAAAAGAACGUGCUAUUCGUUUGUUUGCCACCAAGAAUAUGUCAUCGGAUGAAUUGGAAAAACUAAAGCCGAGGAAAUCCGCGGAACAACUGAAGGAAGAGCGACGGGUCUAUUAUUUAGCUAAAACUGAAUUUGAAUUGAAGAAGUAAGUUGUAAUUAGGUUUGUUUAAGCCUAAUUUUUGUUUUUGCUUGUGGUACAACAACAAAUAUAAACAGUUCUCAAUUGUUUUUAAUGUUAACCUUUUGUGUAGUUUAUGCUUAAUUGGCCACAAAGUUCGUAUCCAUAUUUACGUUAUUUUAAGGUUGUCCGAGUUGCUGACUGAAGAAAGACAAGCCACAAAGGAGAAUGUAGAGAGGAAACAAGCACGUGUAGCUGGCGAAGAUGAAGAUGCUGAUGACAUGGAAGAAGAUGUGCCAGAUGAAGUGGAAGACGACGAUGUACCCUACAACCCCAAAAAUCUGCCGCUUGGAUGGGAUGGUAAACCAAUUCCUUACUGGUUAUACAAACUGCACGGUCUCAACAUCAGCUACACAUGUGAAAUAUGCGGAAAUCAAGUUUACAAAGGGCCCAAGGCUUUCCAGAGACAUUUUACAGUAAGUUUUUCUUUUUCUUCAAAUAUUUGUAAAAAUACAAGGUUUACUUGCCGGUUUUUAUUGAGAAGUCACAACAAUUUCUACGAUUUUAAAAACCUUUUUACAAAAACAUAUUAACUUUUGUGAUGGAAUAACAAUUAUUCUUUCAAAAGUCACGUAGAGAUGUAGUGUAUUACCGAAAAAGUACGAAAAAACACGUUUAACUUUGAGUAAUACAAUAAAGUGGAAGUGUUGAAAAACGAGUAAAAUAAGAUCAAGUACAAUAUAAAGUUGAAAAAGGUAUAAAUUUUUUAUGAUUUUGUUCGUUUUAAAGUCGUUUGCACGUUCGCUAACAAAAGUUGUAAUUUUUUGGGAGUAAAAACAUUUGAAACGUGAAAAACACAUUCAGAACUAUUUGGUCUUGCUGUUAUUAGAUGUUAUCUAUAACGGCGUUAUCACGUUUAUAAAACAAUAGGGCCACGUUGUUAAUGUUUUGCUUGUAGGAAUGGCGCCAUUCUCACGGCAUGCGAUGUCUCGGAAUUCCCAACACGGCGCACUUUGCCAACAUCACCAAGAUCAAAGACGCGGUUGAUCUCUGGGGUAAGAUGCAGCAGGAGAAGGAAUCCACCAAGUGGGAUCCGAACGUGGACGAAGAAUACGAGGACUCCAAAGGCAACAUUCUCAGCCGACGCACUUACGAAGAUCUGAAAAGACAAAACUUGUUGUAA
This is a messenger RNA of Bursaphelenchus okinawaensis, 2680 nucleotides long. The record is from the annotation of a GenBank genome assembly. NCBI's taxonomy places the organism in Eukaryota, Metazoa, Nematoda, Chromadorea, Rhabditida, Aphelenchoididae.